GGGUGUGGGAAUUAAUAGUUCAGAAACCCUCCCCCUCUUAGAGCCAUGGGUAGUGUGUGAGAUGUGGAGCAUAUUAAUCACCAAGCCUGCAGCUGUCUAUCAGACCGUACAGAGAAAAUAGCCCUGCCCCCUCAGUACCACCCACCAGAGAGAGAGGGAAAGAGGAAGCGCGAGGGCAGGAAAGAUAAGAGCAGAUGCAGAGUGCCUGAGAGAACCAGAGACGUACAGAGGAAAGAACACGCAAGGGAGCGACUGGAGUGGAGUGCACGGGACAACUUUGCUCCGCUCAACAGCAGUACCGGUGAUCUGCUGGAUCUCAUCUCUACGGCUCUGUUAGCCUCAAGUUAGCAGCAGCACUGAACACGAGACUGCAUUGCUGGUGCACCAACAGUGUUCCCAUGUGAGUAAUAUUGAACUGAAACCAAGGGAGGGACGGUUCUGCGUGUGGUGAAAACAUAGCAGAGGAACGACGGCGUCCAAACCUGAAGACCGGAUCCAUAGAAGCAGUGGCCGUGUGAUUCAGCCAACCACCCAGUGGGAGAAGAGCAGCGAUAGAAGUGUAACUGUGCGACGGAGAUGAGAGCCAAGGUGUGUUGUGGGAAGGGAGAAGAGGAUAUACCUUUCAAUCUAGGGGCAGCACUGGGCAGAGGCAUGGGGAGGUUGUUUUACUCAGAUGUGCAGAGCAAUCCCUCCGUCCUCCUCCGAAACGACUUGCACUGGGAAUAGCCUGUAAUCGAACCCCCAAAUGCUGAUGCUCCAGAUACUCAACUAGUCCAAAGAUAAAGCCUCUUGAAGACUGCACUUCGUCUCAGAGCAUGAAGCUGGUUGUAACAUACAGGCAGGACUGACCUCUGACCAGCAAUUUAAAGUGACUUGAAUGGAAGUACAGCACCAGCCCAGGUGUAGUUCCCCCAGGAACUCCCGACACAUCGCCACUGUCAUAGGCAAUAAAGGUUUGUUCGCACACGACAAGCACCUGACCAGGUGUCACCGCUGCCCAAGUGAGGUGGUGCACACAGCCACCAUGCAGUGGAGGAGGCGCUACUGCUGCACGCACGUCGCCAGGCUCCUGUCUCUCCUCUCCUUGCUGGUGGUCCUGGUCAUCUUGCGUCAUCAGGACUGGCUGCCGGGCAUCAAGGGCCCAACAUUGCGGAGGGAGAACCCAGUGGCUUACACCGAGGGAGGACUGCACUCCAUAGACAAAGGAAAUCACAGCUCCUCACAGAUUCAAUUGAGGGAUGCACCGGUUCCCCCUGCACCUCCGAAAAUGAAUGCCAACCUCAGUUCCCCUCAGGCGGACUCCUCUCCGCAGCGGGUUACGGGACUGGAGAGUUCGCUGGCGACUAAUGCUAACUUGAGCGGAGAGGUCGGGCUAGGGGGCCUGCUGACAUUGGAACCCUACACUUACAUCAUCAACGAGCCCAACAAGUGCCAGGAGGGCGACCCAGAACCCUUACUGGUGCUGCUGAUAGCCACGGAGGCCCAGCAGGUGGAGGCCAGGGAGGCCAUCCGGCAAACAUGGGGAAACGAGAGCGUGGUCCCAGGCCUUAUCCGGCUUUUCUUGCUGGGUGUGAAGGAGGGCGAGGUGGGCCGCCUGCAGCAGAGCAGCCUGGAGGCAGAGAGCAGGAGGCACCGUGACAUCAUCCAGCAGGACUUCAUGGACACGUACAACAACCUGACCAUCAAAACCCUGAUGGGCAUGCACUGGGUGGCCGCGCACUGCCCGGGCGCCAAUUACGUCAUGAAGACAGACAGUGAUAUGUUUGUCAACACCGAAUAUCUCGUCCACAAGCUGCUCCAGCCAAAAAAUCAGCCAAAACGUGACUAUUUCACAGGCUACCUGAUGAAGGGCUAUGCGCCCAACAGGAAUAAGAACAGCAAGUGGUACAUGUCCCAUGAGCUGUAUCCCAGCGAGAGGUACCCCACCUUCUGCUCAGGAACUGGUUACGUGUUCUCGGCGGACCUGGCGGGGAAGAUCUACAGGGCCUCUCUAGGCAUUCGCAGGCUGCAUCUGGAGGACGUCUACACGGGCAUCUGCCUGGCAAAGCUGCGGAUCGAACCCACACCACCACCCAAUGAGUUCCUGUUCAACCACUGGCGGGUGUCCUACUCCAGCUGCAAGUACAGCCACCUUAUCACCUCCCACCAGUUUCACCCCAACGAACUGCUCAAGUACUGGCACCACCUGCAGCGCAACAAGCACAAUGCCUGCAUCAACACAUUCAACGACUAGAUGGGCAGGUUUCACCAGAGGAGACUGCAUGGGUACAGCCUAUUUGGUGACAGAGGAUCAAGGGUGAUGUUAGAUCAUGGCCUGUGCAGAGUCACUGGCUAGAUGUAACUGAGUAAAGUACGUUUUUGGACAAACUAAUGGUUGAGGACAGCCAUUUUUUUUACUGGCUCUCCAGUUCAUAUAUUUUUUUGUUUAAUAUAUUAAUUGGGGAAAAAAACUGUAUGCAUCGGUAGAGAGGAAGACCUGAAUUAAAGCCGCUACACAAACAGCGCAAUGGGAGCGUCACAUACAGGCCGUUCCAACAUUUAAGCCACACAAAAGUACAAUGAACAACGUGUGAAAAUAAUGCUCCAUCGCUGCUGUGUUUGCGUGAAGGGCCCAUUAUAUUUCAACAGUGGAUACUGAUAAAUGUUAGACUGUAUUGGUGGACUGUCAAGGUCUGGUAUCCAUUUUGCUCAACUUGGAUUUAAAGAAUGUCCUGUUUUUAUAUAUAUAUUUUUAAAUGUUGGGGCAGCAGGGUAGCCAAGUGGUUAGAGCGUUGGACUCGUAACCGGAAGGUUGCAAGUUCAAAUCUGUCGUUCUGCCCCUGAACAGGCAGUUAACCCACUGUUCCGAGGCCAUCAUUGAAAAUAAGAAUUUGUUCUUAACUGAUUUGCCUAGUUAAAUAAAGGUUUAAUUUUUUUUUUUUAAAA
Oncorhynchus keta (chum salmon) is the source of this 2925-nucleotide messenger RNA. RefSeq names its product beta-1,3-galactosyltransferase 2-like. The coding region runs from base 878 to 2233 and encodes 451 amino acids. The transcript is spliced from 3 exons. Lineage: Eukaryota; Metazoa; Chordata; Actinopteri; Salmoniformes; Salmonidae. The record is from RefSeq and is a predicted model, not a curated record. Gene Ontology annotation, molecular function: N-acetyl-beta-D-glucosaminide beta-(1,3)-galactosyltransferase activity. Gene Ontology annotation, cellular component: membrane.